Salvia splendens (bonfire salvia) is the source of this 1052-nucleotide messenger RNA. RefSeq names its product probable DNA replication complex GINS protein PSF3. Gene Ontology annotation, biological process: mitotic DNA replication initiation. Lineage: Eukaryota; Viridiplantae; Streptophyta; Magnoliopsida; Lamiales; Lamiaceae. Gene Ontology annotation, cellular component: GINS complex. The transcript has 7 exons. The record is from RefSeq and is a predicted model, not a curated record. Bases 228 to 791 code for a protein of 187 amino acids.
UCCCGCUCCCUUACUUGGCGGCAAAAGGGAAAAAUUCGGAUUACUAACGCUUACACCCUCUCGAUUUCUCUUCCUCUCUACACACGCAAAUUUUGAAGUAAAUCCGCAGUCGUUUUGUGUCUUUUUAUAGGGCAAUUUCCAUUUCAAUUUCCAUCUUCUUCUUAGAUCUGCUUUCCACUUUGAUUCGCUGGUAGAUACAGAUCGGUGUUUUAAUUAGCUUCUAUAGCAUGGCCAGUUACUAUGACAUCGGUGAUAUAUUAGCUGAAGAAGAGCUUGUCCCUACCGUUUUCCAAUAUGGUGCAAAUGGGGUAGGGCUCUUAGAUUCGAGCGAUGAUGCGGAUAAGGUGGAAGCUGGUUCGAGAGCUGAGCUUCCGUUCUGGCUUGUUCGUGAAUUGUAUUUGAGACAGCUUGUAUCUAUAAGGGUUCCUCCGUGUUUCGAUAGAGAAUCUAAAACAAGAGAAGAAAUAGCAGCUGAUGCUGCCCAUGUGGAUUUAAGAAGCCGGUCUCCUUACUUUUACGAGUUGGGAUGCAAGAUUGCACUGCUAAUCAGAGACAGAACCAUUGGCCCAUUCCUUCUUGUGGCAUUCCAGACCAGAUACAGGGACGUGUUGGUUAAGGCUCAUGCUCUAACACUGACAAUGACCCCCAAAUACUUGACACUUCUAACUAAUGAAGAAAUCAAAUUGUAUGAAGCCGGUCAAUCCUCCAUAGCUGCAUUCAAGAAGUGGCGGAUGGGUGGACCUAGAUUUCAAGUAGCUCCCGUUCUUGGCAGGAAGAGGAAGCUGACUUAGAUUACAUGGAAUUCGAACUCGUUCUUAUGCAUCCAUCAUCUCCAGCAAAACCAGGCAUAUGCAUCGAGAUAUAUCUUGUUGCUGUCAAAUAUAGCAAAGUGAGGUUAAUUUUUAUACUGAUGUUAAUUCAAAAUGUUGUGACAUGAAUGUUUCUAACGAAUUUUGGUUUAAAUGAUUCAAUUAAUUGUGAUGCGUGGUCAUUUUUGAUACAUACUUGAAUAACCUCGAUCAAUCAUUGAUGUAAUUUCAUUUCACAAAUCA